AUGCAAGUCGAAAAGAAGCUUGGAUGGAUUGUAACCGCGAUCUUCAUCGUCGCUGAUAUGGUCGGCGGUGGUGUAGUUGCUAUGCCAGUUGCCUUUAAACAAUCGGGUCUUGUUGGAGGAAUUAUCUUUAUGAUAGUUAUUGCAACUAUCUUCGAAUAUACGGGUUACCAACUGGGUAAAGUCUGGUGUAAAAUGAUGGAGAGGUAUCCGCACUUGGGAAUAUGCCGAAAACCAUUUCCAGAAAUGGCGAAAAAGACUAUGGGGCCUGGAAUGCAGAGUUUCACUUCAGUGAUGGGAAACGUAACUCUGUUCGGUAUAGCUGUCGUCUAUCUCCUGCUUUCAGCUAAUAUUAUUCACUAUUUCAUCGGACGUUUCACUUCAAUCCCUGCUAGCAUGUGUGUGGUCAUAGUCAUUCUAGCAGCUCUUAUCCUUCCCUUCACUUAUCUCGGAAGCCCAGGAGAUUUUUGGGGUGUGAUCGUGCUUGCUAUGGCUACAACGGUCGUAUCAGUGCUGUCUAUCCUGACUGGUAUUGCAAUUGAUGCGCCUGCGUGUUACCCUGAAGUUGCAUAUCCUGAACAAACACCGGGUUCAAUGAUAUUAUCACUUGGUAUCUUCCUAUUCGCAUUCUCUGGACACUACGUUUUCCCAACGAUACAACAUGAUAUGAAAAAUCCUCGUGAUUUUACGAAAAGUGUUUUUGCCGGUUUCUUCCUUGUUGUCAUGCUCUACAUGCCUCUCUCUGUACUUGGUUACGUCGUAUACGGAGCAGCGCUGGAAAGCUCAGUUAUCUAUUCGGUACAGACAAGCUUUCUACAGCUCGGUGCCAACUUGAUGAUUGCUGUACAUUGUAUCAUGACCUUGGUAAUUGUUAUCAAUCCUCUGAAUCAAGAAGUGGAGCAUUAUCUCAAAGUUUCCCAUAGUUUCGGAUCUGGGCGAGUUCUCACGCGUACGACUGUUCUUUUGUUUGUUUUGUUUGUUGCACUGUCAGUGCCA
Strongylus vulgaris is the source of this 993-nucleotide messenger RNA. NCBI's taxonomy places the organism in Eukaryota, Metazoa, Nematoda, Chromadorea, Rhabditida, Strongylidae. The record is from the annotation of a GenBank genome assembly.